Messenger RNA from Vidua macroura (Pin-tailed whydah), 1335 nucleotides. RefSeq names its product V-set and transmembrane domain containing 2A (gene VSTM2A). Lineage: Eukaryota; Metazoa; Chordata; Aves; Passeriformes; Viduidae. The transcript is spliced from 5 exons. The record is from RefSeq and is a predicted model, not a curated record. The coding region runs from base 409 to 1119 and encodes 236 amino acids.
GUGUGUAGGGAGGGCAGUCAUCACGCCAUCCUGAGCAGCAAGAGCUGACGUUGGACGAAACUGCCAGGUAGCUGAAAAAAGGCACAGAAGGCAGCUGAUACCCACUUUUCAACGGUUUGUGGUUUUUUUAGUCUGUAUCUGGACUUCAAGCAACACAGCGCCUGAGACAGCUCAUCUGAACCACACUGUAUUGCAAUACUCGCUCUUCUCAAAGAAAAAGACUCCACUGAGCAGCAGAAUGCUGCCAGUGUCGCAGCCAGGUCUACAAUACAGAGCCUUUUUGUAACAUUGCAAAUUUCUUUCUGUUCAGAUAUUUGAAAUACAUACAUACACUUAUAUAUCAGUUCUUUCUUUUCUGAGGACACCUUUGGCUUUUUUUUUUCCCUGAUGUGACUUCUUCAUCUUGGAAUGAUGGGGAUCUUUCUAGCUUAUAUUGGAUUCAUUUUCUUUUCAGUUAUGUAUAUUCAACAAGGACUUUCUACCCAAGCAAAAUUCACAGAGUUUCCCCGAAAUGUCACGGCCACUGAAGGGCAGAACGUGGAGAUGUCUUGUGCUUUCCAAAGUGGCUCUACUUCGGUGUACCUUGAAAUCCAGUGGUGGUUUCUGCGGGCAGCUGAGGACCAAGAGGCUGGUGCUGAGGUGACAGGCACUCAGGUGGAGCUCCUGCCCGAGCGGGACCUGGACAACGACGGCACGAAGAUCAGCACAGUGAAAGUACAAGGGAAUGACAUCUCCCACAAGCUGCAGAUUUCAAAAGUGAGGAAAAAGGAUGAAGGCUUGUAUGAGUGCAGGGUGACCGAUGCCAACUAUGGAGACCUUCAGGAAUACAAGGCCCAGGCAUUUCUCAAAGUCAAUGCUAACAGCCACUCCCGGCGAAUGCAAGCCUUUGAGGCAUCCCCGAUGUGGUUGCAAGACAUGAAACCUCGUAAAAACAUCUCAGCAGCUGUCCCAAGUAGCAUCCACAAUUCUGCCAAUCAGCGUGUACGUGCCACCUCCAGCCCUGAAGCAGCAGCCAAAAUCCCCAAACAAAGUCCACAAUCAGGUGCGAGGAUAGCUACAAGCCAUGGACUUUCUGUCCUGCUUCUUGUUUGUGGCUUUGUGAAGGGUGCUUUGCUUUAAUCUAAAAGUGCUGACUUUUUCCAAUAUCACUUUCUCUUCUUAAAGCAAAGAGCAAAUCGCCUGUAAAAUCCACGGAGCGGACAGCAAAGUUGACCCUAACCUCCAACCAUCACUCUGCACCCAAUGUACUCUAAAUCUCUACACAAGGAGCACCUUCUUCAGGAAGUACAAACAAAAUUACUAAAUAAAUAAAAUAAAAUAAAAUAAAAUAAAAUA